GUUCUUUUAUACUUUCGACGCUUGUCCAGUUUUUACCGUUGAUCCCGGUGGGUGUGGGUAGAAGAAGGGUUAGGUGAGCAUGACGAGCUGCCCCAAGUAUAAAACCGAAGAUCAGCUCAAUUCUCCCCACCUCGGUCGGCGAGUACGUUGCUGUAAGAAGAUUACAGCUGUAAGAGCCAAAAUAUACUCUUAGUAUUGCAUAGUGCAAAGUAUUACAUUGAGCCAUGUCAAAUCCAUCUGGUGGACUUCAUAUUGCGUCAAGAAACAAUUCCUUAGAGAGAAGCAAUAUUCAUAGUGAGUCUUUCUUGGAGGAGAGAGAUAUUGAUGGCACACCAGAGACCGGAUGUCUCUCAAUCGUGGUGCUUGGUGCUUCGGGAGACCUUGCGAAGAAGAAGACAUUCCCGGCUUUGUUCCACCUUUUCCGCCAGGGAUUUUUGCAAUCCAAUGAGGUCCACAUAUUUGGAUAUGCACGGACAAAGAUAUCUAGUGAAGAAUUAAGAGAGCGACUCCGCGGAUAUCUUAGUAAAGGAAAGGAAGAUUCAGCUGAGUUAGACUAUUUGUCAAAAUUUCUGCAACUGAUAAAAUAUGUAAGUGGUUCUUAUGAUGGUGAAGAGGGUUUCCAGUUAUUAAACAAGGAAAUUUCGGAGCACGAGUCCUCAAAAAAUACUCAACUCGGAACCUCACGCAGACUCUUUUAUCUAGCACUUCCCCCAUCUGUCUAUCCAUCAGUCUGCAGAAUGAUCAGAAAUUAUUGUAUGAACCAAUCUGAUCUUACUGGAUGGACUAGGAUUAUUGUGGAGAAACCUUUUGGAAAGGACUUGAGUUCAGCAGAAGAACUGAGUGCUCAACUUGGAGAACUGUUUGAUGAAAAACAACUUUACCGAAUUGAUCACUACUUGGGGAAGGAACUGGUGCAAAAUCUGCUGGUGGUUCGUUUUGCAAAUCGCUUUUUCUUACCACUUUGGAACCGUGAUAACAUUGACAACGUACAGAUUGUCUUCAGGGAGGAUUUUGGAACUGAAGGACGUGGAGGAUAUUUUGAUGAAUAUGGAAUCAUUCGGGACAUCAUUCAAAACCACCUACUGCAGGUUUUUUGUUUGGUUGCAAUGGAGAAGCCUGUUUCCCUUAAGCCUGAGCAUAUUCGAGAUGAGAAAGUGAAGGUUCUUCAGUCUGUCCUACCCAUCAAACUUGAAGAGGUUGUCCUUGGACAAUAUGAUGGAUAUAAGGAUGAUGAAACAGUUUCACCAAACUCAAAUACACCCACCUUUGCAACUGUUGUUUUACGGAUACACAAUGAAAGAUGGGAAGGUGUUCCUUUUAUACUCAAGGCUGGGAAAGCUCUUAAUUCAAGGAAGGCUGAAAUCCGUGUUCAAUUCAAGGAAGUUCCUGGUGACAUUUAUAAAUGUCAACAGCAAGGAAGAAAUGAGUUUGUCAUACGCUUGCAGCCUUUGGAGGCCAUGUACAUGAAACUAACUGUUAAGAAGCCUGGUCUAGAAAUGUCUACAAUACAAAGUGAGCUAGAUUUAUCUUACAAGCAGCGGUACCAAGAUGUUGUAAUUCCCGAGGCUUAUGAACGAUUAAUCUUGGACACAAUUCGAGGUGAUCAGCAACAUUUUGUGCGCCGAGACGAGCUAAGGGCGGCAUGGGAGAUUUUCACUCCUCUCCUAAACCAAAUAGACGACGGUGUCCUGAAGCCUCUACCCUACAAACCAGGCAGUCGUGGUCCGGUGGAAGCCGAUGAACUUCUUGCAAAGGCCGGUUAUCAGCAGACCCACGACUAUAUAUGGAUACCACCUACACUUUAAUGGUAAAUAAUAUAAACUCUUAUGUAUUUAUAUUUCACGUUAGUAUUAUCUUUGAGCUUGCGAGUGGGUAUAGCCUCA
Messenger RNA from Phalaenopsis equestris, 1883 nucleotides. RefSeq names its product glucose-6-phosphate 1-dehydrogenase, cytoplasmic isoform-like. Gene Ontology annotation, biological process: pentose-phosphate shunt, oxidative branch; glucose metabolic process. Lineage: Eukaryota; Viridiplantae; Streptophyta; Magnoliopsida; Asparagales; Orchidaceae. The transcript is spliced from 16 exons. Gene Ontology annotation, molecular function: NADP binding; glucose-6-phosphate dehydrogenase activity. The record is from RefSeq and is a predicted model, not a curated record. The coding region runs from base 225 to 1805 and encodes 526 amino acids. Gene Ontology annotation, cellular component: cytosol.